Molecule: messenger RNA, 474 nt
Organism: Arctia plantaginis
Lineage: Eukaryota; Metazoa; Arthropoda; Insecta; Lepidoptera; Erebidae
Source: the annotation of a GenBank genome assembly
AUGACGCGAUAUGUAUUCAUUUGUUUGUGUAUAUUCGUGAUCACGACACACGCUGCUGUACAACUGACUUGCGGCCACUACGAAAUCCCUGUCGAAUGUCCAGCGAACUGUCCAUCUGACUUCUGUCCGGAUUACCCCAACCAGGAUCGGCCAUGUCCAAAACCAGAAGUGUGUGGAGAACCCGAGUGCAAAUGCCGCUUCAAUACAAGAAGAACAUCAGAAAAUAGAACUUGUAUACCUACUCAGGAAUGUCGUCCCUUUUUAUGUCGUGCACCCAACACUGAGUACGCGCCGUGCCCCGCAUAUUGCCCGUCUGAGGACUGCGCAGAAGCAACUCCUGAUGGAGGCUGUCCUCAAUUGGACAACUCGAUCCUGGAAAUUGAGUGCAUCCCUAGGUGUAGAUGCAAGAGGGGCUACUGGAGACAUAAUAACAACUGUGUACCUUAUAGUGAAUGCCCCCAAAAUAAGCAAUAA